This is a messenger RNA of Spea bombifrons (plains spadefoot toad), 1291 nucleotides long. RefSeq lists its product as uncharacterized. Gene Ontology annotation, cellular component: kinetochore; dendrite; nuclear body. Gene Ontology annotation, biological process: mitotic cell cycle checkpoint signaling; establishment of localization in cell; mitotic sister chromatid segregation. Lineage: Eukaryota; Metazoa; Chordata; Amphibia; Anura; Pelobatidae. Bases 131 to 1231 code for a protein of 366 amino acids. The transcript has 10 exons. The record is from RefSeq and is a predicted model, not a curated record.
CCAACAUGGCUGUACGACUAACCCAGCAUCGUCUCCAUGGCAAUUUACGCAAUUGCUCCUGGGAGGAUGCGGGCGAUGAUGACGUCAAGGGCGCGUUUCUGUCACAGUUUCAAAAACUGUAGCCGGUGAGAUGGAGACGGCUGCGACUCGUCUGCUGGAUGCCGUGACCGGUGCCUUGGCUGUGGAUGAAGCGCACCGUGAGGACGGCGAUGGAGACGUGUCGGCCCGGGUAUUGGUGGAUUCCUGUAAGGCGCACUGCAGGAAGCAGAAGAUGCUGUGCGGCCAGCUGCAGGUCCUGCACUUCCUGUUGGAGUUUCUGGAAGAAGCGGAUACGGCGAACUGGGACGAGGCAGCUCCGGAGAUACUGAGCCACAAGCUGGAGGAGGUGAAGCGGCACUGGAAGCUGCUGAAAGCGCAGUACCAGGAGAAGGUCCGGGAGGUGGAGGGGAUCAUCCCGCAGCUCGUCGACCGCCAGCAGCUGCUACGUGAGAAGCAAAAGCUUCUGGAAGAGUCUCUCCAGCGGUACCAGAGGCAGAAGGAAGAGACAAACUCUGUUCUACAGAAAAGGACGGAGCAGGAAGCGGAGCGCCUGCAGGACUUCGCACAGAGACAGCGGCAGGUAGUACAAAAGUGUGCGAUUCAGAUCCAUCAACUGGAGGAGGAGGUGAAGAGACUGGAGGAGUCUGCGAGCAGCUGGGUGCAGACUGUCUCUCGGGACUCCAGUCUUCUCACGGCUCUGCAGGGAUUCUCUGUGGUCUCUGUGGAAGAAAACACGUUGGUUUUGGAUGUGGAUGAGACGACAGACGUGCCGCUGCGCCUGACGCUGCGCUGGAGCCCCCAGGGAGGGUUACAGGUGGAGACUGACGGACUGGUACCUGCCCCGCCGUGUGAGCUGCUGGCCGGCUCCGUGUCUCACGUGAAGUCCGUAAUCUUGGAGCUGCAAGCCUGGUACCGGAGCCAGGGCCACGUCCUGAGGGAGCUCAGCGGGUUACAGGACAGGUUUGCUGUUGAUUGGCUCCCGGCAGAACGCACCCUCCUCUUCCUGAAGGGCAGCACCCAGUGCCUGCUGUUUGUUGAGCCGGGGUAUCCAGCGACAGGGGGGAUUCAGCUCAAGUCUGUGAAAAGUGGCCGACUCUCCUUGGACCCGGCCACGCUGAAGCCGCCCGGGGAGGAGCCUUCCUUGUGUGAUUGGCUGGAAUAUCUGCAGAGCUGUCCUGGGAUUGGCCAGUGAUCUAUGUGGUCUCUUUUUCUAUGGAUGUUAUUGUUAUAAUAAAGACUGUCUCUCAUGUUG